Symphalangus syndactylus (siamang) is the source of this 2355-nucleotide messenger RNA. RefSeq lists its product as uncharacterized. Lineage: Eukaryota; Metazoa; Chordata; Mammalia; Primates; Hylobatidae. The record is from RefSeq and is a predicted model, not a curated record.
CCCAGAUCCCAGCGGGCACACCUUGGCAGGGUGUGGCCGUAUAAGUCUCCGCCAGCUCCAGCCAGGAUCUGCCUCCCUCAGGAUGGGACAGGCCUGGGCCUGUUGUAUGGCCACAGGCAGAAGAGGCCGAUGGCUGACAUGACAUCACCACUUAGUGACUGCCCUCAUCCUGGGAGCCCAGAGGCUGGGGCGGGGCUCUUUCUGGAGAGACCCAGAGAAGUUUGUAUCAAGUUUAGCGGGGGCACCUGCUGCCUCAGACGCUGGGCAGUGGGCGGUGACGUCCCUGUCCUCACUGGGGUCUGCAGCCAAGGACUGGCCACCGAGGCCCAGGCCAGGCACAGGGAUGCUGGGUGGCCACGGCCAGUCCUCCCGGGAGCCCCUAGCACCUUGGGCCUGCCCCCAGCUCUCAUGGCAGGAGAGGUUUCUUCCCACGCCACUGUCCGACGCCCUGGUGAAGGGAUUCGCGGAACGGGAGCACGUGGAUUUCCAGUUCUUCCCAGCGGGCGCACGCAGGCCAGCACCCUCUCCCUUUCCAGUUCUUCCCAGCGGGCGCACGCAGGCCAGCACCCUCUCCCUUUCCAGUUCUUCCCAGCGGGCGCACGCAGGCCAGCACCCUCUCCCUUUCCAGUUCUUCCCAGUGGGCGCACGCAGGCCAGCACCCUCUCCCUUGCCUUUAGGCAAAACUCGAGUGCUGCUAGACCCUUGGCCCUGCUCACUGUGCUGGGCCGCGCUGCACCCAUUUCCUCCCAGCGAGGGUCGUUCCUGGGCUCCUCUGACCUGAACUGCUUCCGAGUUUCCUUCUCAGAACCAAGAGGGGCUGGCUCUGCGCCCUGCCUACCUGUCCAGGGGUGGGGGCUGCCCUUUGAAGCUAUCAAUCUGGGUUUUAAGUGUGGAUUCAUUAUUGACAACACCAUGACAUCAUGCUGACAUGAAUUAUUUGUAUGUUUUUCAAAUUGUGCUGUGAUAACCCUGGCUGUCUUCCUGCUCCCAUAGUGGAUAAAAGUGUCUGAAAGAAUGCUGCCAUCUCCCUUCUCCCCACAGCCUGGAGCUGGGCCAGCCGUAGCUCAGCCACCACCUGUGCUCAGUGCAGCCUGCUUUGAACCCCACCCUCCUCCACCUAGCUGGGGUGCGUGCCUGGUACAUGUAUGUGUGCACGUAUGUGCGUGUGGGUGUGUGGCAUUUGUGUGCCCGAGUGUUUUCUGCUGUUGUGUCUCACGUCCUGGCCCUGCCACCCUCCACAUCCACGGCUCCUUCCCGUGCUCCCUCAGAUGUUCCCCCAAAGAAUGGAGGGACUCCGGCCCCUUGAGGAACAGGGAAGCCCCUGCCUGGGUAGCCACUGGCAGGUGAGUCCCGUGUUCCUGCCGAGAAAAAGUCUGCUUUCAAGACGGGCAAGCACUCCCUUUGUGGUCGCCGCACUUGGGGUCACCAGUUGCUGGGUUGAUUGGCAGGAAGAGGUGCAGCUCCCCGGCCCCUCGUGGGGCUGUGCAGCCAUCUGCCCCUCUCCGGGCCCAGCUCUUCCUGUGAGAUAAGGGGGCGGGAACCCAGGGAGGCUGGGCCUACAGCCUGCAGUAGGGUGAGGCACUGGACUAGCUGUUCCCAGGUCACCCCCAGGGAAAGCCCUAGGCCUGCAUUCUGUCCCCAGGUGGGAAGUUCAGGGAGAAGGAACCACGGCUGGGGCUGGACUCGGGGUGGGGGGCGGGGCUCACGAUGUCACCUCUGGCGCGGCUGCUGCAGUGGGCCAGGAGCUCCAGAUUCCCUGGGUCACCAUCUUACCAGGGCCUAGGUUAGGGCCUGGGUCGGGGCCAUGGGAUCGCAGAAGCAGCACUGGAGGCUGGUGCCCUGUUCCUUCCACCGAGACUGGGCAGACCUCUCCUCAAGGGAAGGUGCCAGGGGCUGGCUGCAGGCCCUGCCUGAGGCAGAUCUGAUGACCUUGGGCCAGGGCAGCAAGGCCAUCUAUGGCCCAGACCCUUUCCUGGGGCUUAUUCUCAAGGAUGUAUCCUGGUGGGGGGUGUCUCCAGGGGUCGGUCUGUAGAAGGAUGCUAGACCCUCUCUGGGAGCUCUGAGCCUAACACGAGCAAACGAAAGAACAGGUUGCUGCCCCACAGGUUCCUGGGGCCGGGUGCAGAGCAGGCCUUCACACUUGCUGAAUGACUGUGCCAAGGGCCAGCUGAGGCCCCCGGAAGUAUGUCUUCCAAUGUCCCUCGAGAGCUGUGCUUGCCUCUCACCAACUUACAACUAACCCCACCCCCAGGCCAGGCACGGUGGCUCACACCUGUAAUCCCAGCACUUUGGGAGGCCGAGGCGGGCGGAUCACCUGAGGUCAAGAGUUCGAGACCAGCCUGGCCAACAUGGGGA